AUGUUCAAGGGAAUACUAUUGUCUGCUCUUGUCAUCCCUGCUGCUGUUGCAUGGGGUCCUGAUGGUCAUGCUACUGUAGCUGAUGCUGGCAAUAAACUAUUCAACGAGAAUGCUAAUGAGGCUGUGGCUGAGAUAUUGGGCGAAGGCGUCAGGAUGGCCGAUUACGCCAGUUGGCCCGAUAGUGUCCUUCAUGGGCCUGAUAGCUCUGAGUGGGAGUGGUCCUCUGGUUUACAUUUUGCUGAUGUUGAACAGUGUCAUUUUAUCUACUCCCGAGACUGCAAAGAUAACUACUGUGUUGUUGGUGGUAUCAAGAACUAUACCCGUCAAGUGGCGGACACUAGUCUUCCUAUAGAGCAGAGGCAAGUGGCUUUGAAGUUCCUCAUGCACUUCAUGGGUGAUAUUCAUCAACCUCUCCAUGUUGGUCGACAUUCUGACUAUGGUGGAAACACUAUCAAGGUUGAUAUGAAGUUCGCCAACUACGAGUAUGGUGCCCUUCAUCACGCCUGGGACGAGAAGAUGAUUGACCAGUCUCAGGCUAGUCAGUAUGAUGGUGAAUACAUCCAGCAAGACGCCAACUACAGUACCCCGCUCGCCGAGAGGGAGACGUUCUGGGGAAUUACGGUGUCCGAUAUUAUGACAGAGUUGGCUGAAGGAGGCGCCUUCCAUGAUAGAGUUCCGAUGUGGCUCGCUGACUGCGAGACCAACGGCCUGGACGAGUGUGUGAACACCAUGGCUGAGGAGUCGGCAAUCAUUGCUUGUGCUGAUGCUUAUAGACAUCUUGAUGGUGAUGAGAUCGAGUAUGGAGAUGUGCUAUCUAUGGAUUACUACGAUGAUC
Molecule: messenger RNA, 835 nt
Organism: Perkinsus marinus ATCC 50983
Lineage: Eukaryota; Perkinsozoa; Perkinsida; Perkinsidae
Product: Nuclease S1 precursor, putative
Exons: 1
Biological process (GO): DNA catabolic process
Molecular function (GO): endonuclease activity; nucleic acid binding
Source: RefSeq, a predicted model, not a curated record